AUGAAGGAAGCUGAUUCAUUGGAAUCACGCUUUGUACAACACAAACAGCUGUAUAAAGAUUUAUCUUACUUGGACUCUACAAAUUUUAAAACAAUUGCUGAGAAAGGUCUUGAAGAUGAAGCAUUGAGAGGAAUUAUCAAGUUGUUCCCACAAAUCAUCGAAGAUCAAGUGAAAGAUGCACGCCAAACCACAGUCGUAGUGGCACUCUUGGCCGCCCUAGUGAGCUCGCAGGUCAACGCCCAGGUGCCAGACGCUAUCAGGAAGCUGCGGGAACCUCUGACCAAAAUCAGCCUCCGAGAAAUGUUUACGAACAUGGAGAAUCCCAACACAGUCACUUUCUACACCAAGUGCGUCAUCGGAGAGGCGACUUGUGACAGAGUCGGUUCACGCUCUCAAACUCAACGAGCUAAGAGGGAACAACACAAAGGGAGGCCAGCGAGCAUCACUCUUGGAUGCCUAAAAAGAAAAAUGACGUUGCAAAGAACAUUUACUAUCUCACAUGAUGCGUUGGUUCUCCAAUCCCUAAUUCCCUUCCUGUUCUUCUUCCCUGCAGAUAUUCUGACUGACCACAUCCCUGGACAGAAUCUCUGCCACGGCUGCACUGACUGCGAGAGGGAGCGCCUCGAUUACGUCAUUGAUAUCGUCAAGGAGAAGUACCCCAAACACGCAUGCGCCGUGCAAAAUAGCUUGAAAAAGAAUUUGUUUGGCACUAGCGUGUGCGCAUAAUCGAAGGGGAAACAUUGAGAUGGAGGGAGAGGGUUAUCGGUGCUAAACACAGUGUUGUUCCUUCCUUUUGAAUAAAUAGAGUUUUAUCG
Macrobrachium nipponense is the source of this 815-nucleotide messenger RNA. RefSeq lists its product as uncharacterized. The coding region runs from base 1 to 726 and encodes 241 amino acids. The transcript has 3 exons. The record is from RefSeq and is a predicted model, not a curated record. NCBI's taxonomy places the organism in Eukaryota, Metazoa, Arthropoda, Malacostraca, Decapoda, Palaemonidae.